AUGUUUCAUUCGUUUAAAGCAUUUCCACGUUAUGUCACAGCAGCUUGUUGUUUAAUGUUAGCUGGUAAAGUGGAAGAGACACUGAAAAAAGUUCGUGAUAUUGUUAAAACAGCUAGAUCACUAUUAUCAGAUGAAGAUUUUAGACAAUUUGGAAAUGAUCCAAGGGAAGAAGUUAUGGCCUAUGAACGUGUUUUGUUAAAAACAAUCAAAUUUGACUUACACGUCUCACAUCCAUAUUCAUACUUACUACAAUAUGCUAAACGAAUAAAAGGUAAUCAAGAAAAAUUAAAGGAAUUAGUUCAAAUGUCAUGGUCAUUUAUUAAUGACAGUUUAGCAACAACUUUAUGCUUACAAUGGGAACCUGAAAUCGUCGCUUGUGCUGUUCUAUAUUUAGCUACACGUAUGAGUAAAUUUGUUAUAGAAGAUUGGGAAGGACGUCAACCAGGUCAGCGUUGGUGGGAAUGUUUUGUUGAAGGAAUGAGUACUGAAGUUAUGGAGGAUAUUUGUCAUAAAAUUCUGGAUUUAUACCCCGCUGAUGGAGCUACUAAUGACGAUCAGUUUGACGGUGGUAACGUCACCACAAACAAUGGCAGCAGUUCUACUACUCCCUCCAGUAGUAGUAACCUUGUCGGUAGUAGACAUCAUGAGCAUAAAUCUUUCCAUAAUACUCUACAUCAUGAUUUGAAUAAGUAUCAUGGCGUGAGUAGUAGUAGAAGUGUUGGUGGUUGUUCGAGUAGUGGGAGUAGCAGUAGACACCGUGGAAGUGAGGCUAUCGGAGGAACAAGAGGUGGAAGUGGUAGCAGCAGUGGUGAACCACCAGCAAAACGACAAGCUUUAAUCCGUUCGACCAGUGCAACUGAAUAUAUCUAUCCAACGGCUGUAUAUCCUGGUGCCUCAGCUAGUGGUGCUAUUUCACUGGGUGUAUAUAUAUCGUGGAGGUUCUCUGAUUUUUCUCUGUUUCUCUCAUGUGAUGGAAUAUUUUCUCUGUGGAUUUAUGCUUCUUAUGGGGUAAUGUUCAGGAAUCCAAAUGGACUGUCAGUACUCUGAUUGUGUUCAUGUAAUAAGCCUUUUCCAGAGACUGAGAAACUGAUGUGAAUGGGACUAUAGAAUGUGAAGCUCUAUAAAGCGACUGGAAGUGAAAGGAUAUCCUUUGAGGAUAGGAUCCUCAAUAUCUGGAGGCUUACCCCUAACGCAACUUCGAUUGAUCUCUUAGAAGCAUCAACAUCUGUGUCAAUAAUCCUAGGAUUUUGGUUGGCAUCGUUCAUUAAUAAUCGGCACCUGAGUUUAAAGAUAGGCCACAAUUACGGCGAUUAAUUCCUCUAAAGUAGUCGUGUAUGACAUUACAUGGGUAUAAUUCCAUUUGCUGUUAUAUAUCAUUUCAAAGAAAAACAUUCGAUGUGAAGUUGGUUAGGUAACCCUUGAAAUACAUACUCACUAUGGUGCAUUGAAUGUGCAUCAGACUGGGAUUGUAUUACUAAAGACCGUGAUGAAGAUCAUCUUAACAACUCCGGCCUUCUGUAAUUCACUUGUCAGUCAGCUGAAUAAAAGGGAGCGAAUGG
Messenger RNA from Trichobilharzia regenti, 1559 nucleotides. The record is from the annotation of a GenBank genome assembly. NCBI's taxonomy places the organism in Eukaryota, Metazoa, Platyhelminthes, Trematoda, Strigeidida, Schistosomatidae.